AUGGCACCUAAACGACCACCAGACCCCAACGAACUGGUAGGGCUUCGCGGCUUAGAUUCUGUGGAAUUCAACACGAUUCUGUUAGAAUUAGUACAGCCAUCAAAGCUCCCAGACAAUCAUGACUAUUCACGCGAUAUGAGACCGCUUGCGGUUUGCAACUUCCAGGCCGAAAUGAAGGUUUUGAAAACGCUUCAUUGGCAGCCUGACUUUGAUGCCAUCCUGGAGCGCACACGGAAAACUGUCACCAAUAUCGAACUCUUCUUUCCAGACAGUGACAUCAACGACUUUAUUAAUCGACAAAGUGAAGCCGAACAUGUUACCGAAUUUAGUCGCGAGCACCCAGACCAACUCAAAGAGUUGUUCAAGCUUAGCCGCCAGCAGUACACUUUAGAGCAUAUGCUCACUUCAAUUCAGCCAGUGCAGAACCGCGAUCUCACUGAACUUUGCAAAGAGCAAGGUAUUACAUCUUGGCCAGACCUGAAGCUCUACACUGGAAUUUUAGCACCUUUUGUACAGGGGUUAAAGCCGCAUCAAGUUAAUGAUGCUACUGCGAUUGUUGCUCAGGGAUUCACUGAUUACAGGCAUACAAUUUUGGCCAGUGACAGCGGCACCGGAAAGACCAAGACAUACUUCGCUGCCAUAGAACUGACGUACCGAAGAAAAUUGAAACAGUAUCUACGCGACAGAGAAGAGUAUGGCAAAUCAGAUGUUAAAUUCUAUCCUACUCUAGUCUUGACACCCUCCGAUUCGAUCUUUGAGACUUGGAAGGAGGGAAGGGACCAUUUUCCCAACCUGCGUCUGCAGGCCUACUAUGGGACAUCGGCAUCUGAGUUUCCAGAUACGCACGCCAGAGUCAUCCAGACGACAGAACUACAAGACCAACUAUGUUCAUGGGCUGCAGCAGACUCUGAUCCAGAGACUGGCUUGAUCGUGAUUAUCUCGACAUACCCAACAUGGUCCGUUCGCAACAUCAUUAAACUCGAACGCUACGAGAACCAGCAAGCUGAGGGGGCAAACGGCUGCUUUAAAGGAUAUGCCAACAAGUAUAAGGCUCUCGACGAGAUUAUAUUCGAACACGUUAUCGCUGAUGAGGCCCAGAAUGCUAUGGACGCCAGUAGCAUUUACAACAUCAUGCUGGGACUCUUGUCAUGGAAGAAGCUACUCUGGGUCACCAGAACUCUAGUCUUGAGUUCCUUCAAGGAUUUGAUUUCGCUAUUAUCACUGAUGUGGAAAGCCUACGGCAUCACGGUCAAUUUUGAUACGCCCUUCCUCGGCUAG
Fusarium poae is the source of this 1278-nucleotide messenger RNA. RefSeq lists its product as uncharacterized. The transcript has 3 exons. Gene Ontology annotation, molecular function: ATP binding; ATP-dependent chromatin remodeler activity. The record is from RefSeq and is a predicted model, not a curated record. Lineage: Eukaryota; Fungi; Ascomycota; Sordariomycetes; Hypocreales; Nectriaceae. The coding region runs from base 1 to 1278 and encodes 425 amino acids.